Drosophila albomicans is the source of this 1548-nucleotide messenger RNA. RefSeq names its product trifunctional enzyme subunit beta, mitochondrial (gene Mtpbeta). NCBI's taxonomy places the organism in Eukaryota, Metazoa, Arthropoda, Insecta, Diptera, Drosophilidae. The record is from RefSeq and is a predicted model, not a curated record. Gene Ontology annotation, biological process: fatty acid beta-oxidation. Gene Ontology annotation, molecular function: acyltransferase activity, transferring groups other than amino-acyl groups. The coding region runs from base 72 to 1478 and encodes 468 amino acids. The transcript is spliced from 7 exons.
AUAGUUGCAUUUAUAAUCGAUCUUAUUUUCUACAUUGUAUAUUACACUAAACGAAUAAAGUUGCAAUUAAAAUGAAUUUCCGAAUUAUCCAAAGCAAAGCGACUUAUUUAAAUGCAACUAGCCUGUUGCGGAAACAGCACCGUCAAUUGGCCACCCAAGUUGCCGCUCAACCCAAACGAAAUGCCAACAGUCAAAAUAUAGUGUUGGUGGAAGGCGUCCGUACGCCUUUCCUGACAUCUGGCACCGCCUAUUCUAACCUAAUGCCCCAUGAAUUGGCCAGACACUCAUUACUAUCGCUGUUGCAAAAGAGUCGCCUGGACAAGGAGCUCAUCGAUUAUAUAGUCUAUGGCAGUGUCAUACAGGAAGUCAAGACCUCUAAUAUUGCGCGCGAAGCUGCUCUUUCAGCUGGAUUCAGCGAUAAGACUCCCGCACAUACUGUUACCAUGGCUUGCAUCAGUUCCAAUGCGGCAAUUACCACUGGCAUGGGCUUGAUUGCCACCAAUACUUAUGAUGUGAUUGUCGCUGGUGGCGUUGAGUUCAUGUCCGAUGUUCCAAUUCGUCACUCGCGUAAGAUGCGGUCGCUUAUGCUGAAGGCCAACAAGGCAAAGACUGUCGGGCAACGUUUGUCUUUACUGUCCACCUUUAGACCUGGUUUCCUGGCACCAGAAUUGCCUGCUGUGGCAGAGUUUUCAUCGGGAGAGACAAUGGGCCACUCUGCUGAUCGCUUGGCGUCCGCUUUCAAUGUUUCGCGUAGCGAGCAGGAUGACUACGCGCUGAGAUCUCACACAUUGGCCAAACAAGCGCAGGAAAAGGGUUACUUUACGGAUCUGGUGCCAUUCAAGGUGCAGGGCGUCGAUAAAGUGGUGGACAAGGACAACGGCAUUCGUGUCUCUACGCCUGAAAGCUUAGCAAAGCUCAAGCCUGCUUUUGUCAAACCCUAUGGCACAAUUACAGCAGCCAACGCCUCAUUUCUGUCUGACGGCGCAUCCGCCUGUCUGGUCAUGACCGAGCAGAAGGCGAAGGAACUGGGGCUGAAACCCAAGGCAUUCUUACGUGAUUUUCUUUAUGUAUCUCAAGAUCCAGUCAACCAACUGCUUUUGGGUCCAGCCUAUGGAAUUCCAAAAUUGUUGAAAAAAGUUGGACUCGGUCUAAAGGACAUUGACACUUGGGAGAUUCAUGAAGCUUUUGCCGGUCAAAUUGUUGCAAAUUUGAAAGCUUUAGACUCGGAGUGGUUCUGCAAAACAUAUUUGGGCUUAAACGAAAAAUUCGGCUCGCCGGAUCUAUCCAAGUGGAACAAUUGGGGCGGUUCGCUGUCUAUUGGUCAUCCAUUUGCUGCCACUGGCGUGCGUCUUUGCAUGCACACCGCAAACCGUCUGGUUCGUGAAGAUGGCAAAUUUGGAGUGGUGGCAGCUUGUGCUGCUGGUGGCCAAGGUGUUGCCAUGCUUAUUGAACGUUAUCCUGGCGCAAAUGCCGACUGAAAAUACCCCCUGCUACUUUAUAAUAAGCAAUUAAAUUAAAUAAAAACAAUUUAAUACAUUUUACACUAAA